This is a messenger RNA of Dacryopinax primogenitus, 2020 nucleotides long. RefSeq lists its product as uncharacterized. The transcript is spliced from 4 exons. NCBI's taxonomy places the organism in Eukaryota, Fungi, Basidiomycota, Dacrymycetes, Dacrymycetales, Dacrymycetaceae. The record is from RefSeq and is a predicted model, not a curated record. The coding region runs from base 88 to 1818 and encodes 576 amino acids.
GGCCUCUUCUCCUCGACGUCCACUACUUAAGGCGGCAACGGUGAGCUCCUUAUACGGUCUACUAGUCCAUUAAAGUCAUAAGCCAUCAUGCCUACCAUCGAUGAGCUCGAGGAGUACCUCGCAGAGGUGGAGAACUACAUCGCCUCCCUCCUGCCUGCACUCGAGACGCUCCCCUCCCUUCCGCAACGCAUAUUCGAUGAGCUUCAGCGCUUCGGUCCGCCGUCCUUGCCCGCAUUCCCCACGCUCUCCGUGCAGGUCGUGCCGGCCCCACCUCCACCUCCGCCACCUCCGCCCGCGCCUAAGGGAUGGUGCACCUGGUUCGGAGGUAUGGCCGGAGGCGGCGCAAUGAGAAGGAUCACGGUCGGCGUCGUUGUCACUGCUAGUCUGGGGCUUGCAAGUGUAUACGGGUACAAGAGGUGGCGCUUGCACGUCUUGAAGAAGAGGAAGAGUAGGAAGCUCGCAAGGACGCCGCUCGUUACGGAUGGGCAUAGACGUGAGGCUAUUGUCGUACUUGGUGCCGAUCAUCCCCUUGGUCUGCCCGUCUGCGCGUCCCUCGAGAAGCAAGGAUACAUCGUCAUCGCGACAACGAGCACCCCUUCAUACGCAUCCAAGCUCACCAAGGCAUCUUCGGGCUAUCUGCGCAUCGUUCCACUCGAACCUGCAGAGCCGGUUCUCUCCACAGCGCAGGCAAACGACGGCCCGUCAGCGUUUCCCUCCAAGCUGCAGGUGGCUCUUUCUCAGCGCUUUCCCACCAACUCCGCAGGGGAUCCAUACAUUUCCGCCCAGCACAUCCCAUACGUCACAGGCGUCGUGUCGCUCAUGUCCUUGCCUUCCCCUGCUCCUACGCCCAUCGCUCACCUGCCAAUGAAGGAGCAGUACCUGCCGCACCUCAUUGCCUCCCACUUCACGCCCAUCAUGCUUCUGCAAUCGCUUCUGCCGGUCAUGCAUAGGUCGCCCCUGGGCCGCACGCCAACGAUCAUAGCUCUUGUUCCUGGGCUGUCGUCUCUUCCUGGCACGCCGUUCAGUGGAGCAAGCUCUGCGUCCACCCAGGCAACGAGGUCAAUGCUUACCUCGAUGCGGCGUGAGCUUGCGCAGGCACAUGAUCCUACGAAACUCAUGACGCUCAGCGUGGGGACCAUUGCCCUCCCCAGUGAAGGGUAUGAUGUGACUCUCCCUCCUGAAGCGAAAGAAGCGUACGGAUCCGCCCUGGAGGCAGCCAUGACCUCUGUCGGCCGACGUACGUGGACAAACGCAAAUCGUGUGACAAGAGUAAUCGGGAAGAUCUUCCAAUACUCCGACACGCCCCUCGGUACGGCUUUCUAUUGGUUCAAAGCGGGUACGGUGAACGUUGGUGCGGGAGCGAAUUUGUAUGCAUGUGCGGCACGGCUCCCCGCUCCGGUACUGGACGUCCUCUUCGCGAUUCCGGCGUGGGUCGCGACCCUGCGUGCUCGGCUGAGCUUCAUCCCUUUUGUCCGACCGACGUUCCGUAGGACGUCAGCUCGUGUAGGGAGGGAAGAAAAGAAGCCGCUUUCGAUCGCCCCUGCUCCUAUCGCUGCUCCUCCAGCGCCUGUGCUUACACCUGCACCCGCAGCUCCUGUGCCCACGAGGACCUCGGCUGCAGUAAAUGUCCACGUGCAUGAUGACGCGGUAUCAGAGCCCGAGUCAGACCACUCUCUCGAAGAACAUGAGCAUGAACAUGAACAUAGCGAGAGUGAGUCCGACUGGGAGAAGGUGCGAGACGGCGAAGCUGCGUCUAGGGUCGAGACUCCGGCUUUGGCUGAGCCUUCUGAGGCUAAGCAAGCCUGGCAAACCGCCUGAUGGGAUAGUGCGACGAACCAUUGUCUUGGACCAGACGGUGGAUGAAAGGAAGUAAUAAUGCUUUCCGCGGUCACGUUCUUUUAUUUUCACUUUAUUUCGAUUGAAUCAAAGUUAAGCCCCGAUUGUAUACUUUCUGUACUCUUCUCCUCGACUGAAAUGGAAGGUGUAUGUACAUUACAAUAUUACGCUAUCAUGGCAUAUC